Molecule: messenger RNA, 1398 nt
Organism: Arachis stenosperma
Lineage: Eukaryota; Viridiplantae; Streptophyta; Magnoliopsida; Fabales; Fabaceae
Product: probable polyamine transporter At1g31830
Exons: 1
Coding region: 1-1398 (465 amino acids)
Biological process (GO): transmembrane transport
Cellular component (GO): membrane
Molecular function (GO): transmembrane transporter activity
Source: RefSeq, a predicted model, not a curated record
AUGGAGUCCAAUGGUUCUAUUGAAUAUGUAGCUCUAGGAGGAGAAGGUUCCAGUGUAAAUCUAGAGAAGUUCCAGAAGGUUCCAAUCAUACCACUAAUCUUCUUGAUCUUCUAUGAGGUAUCAGGUGGACCCUUUGGUGUGGAAGACACAGUCAGAGCAGCUGGUCCAUUGUUAGCACUCAUUGGUUUCUUGGUGUUCCCAUUUAUAUGGAGUGUUCCUGAGGCACUAAUCACUGCAGAAAUGGGAACAAUGUUUCCAGAAAAUGGUGGCUAUGUAGUUUGGGUUUCAUCUGCAUUGGGUCCUUAUUGGGGUUUCCAAUUGGGUUGGAUGAAAUGGCUAAGUGGUGUCAUUGACAAUGCUCUAUACCCAGUUUUGUUCUUGGAUUAUCUCAAAUCAGCUAUUCCAGCUUUGGAAUCUGGUUUUCCAAGAAUCAUAGCAGUGUUAAUCUUAACUUUAGCACUCACUUACAUGAACUAUAGAGGUUUAACAAUUGUGGGUUGGAUUGCUGUAUUUCUCGGAAUCUUUUCGCUGCUUCCUUUCAUGGUUAUGGGAGUUAUAGCAGUUCCAAGAUUGAAGCCAAGAAGGUGGAUCAUGGUGGAUUUGAAGAAUGUGAAUUGGGGUUUGUACUUGAACACAUUGUUCUGGAAUUUGAACUAUUGGGACUCAAUUAGUACUUUGGCAGGAGAAGUGGAUGAUCCUGAAAAAACUCUCCCAAGAGCACUAUUCUAUGCUGUGUUGUUGGUGGUGUUUGGAUGCCUUUUUCCUCUUUUGAUUGGUACCGGCGCCGUUCCGGUGAACCCCGAGUUAUGGUCCGAUGGUUACUUCUCGGAAGUUGCAAGAUUGAUUGGAGGAGUUUGGUUGAGAAUUUGGGUGCAAGCAGCAUCUGCAUUGUCAAAUAUGGGAAUGUUUAUGGCUGAGAUGAGUAGUGACUCAUUCCAGCUUCUUGGGAUGGCAGAAAGGGGAAUGCUUCCUGAGUUCUUUGCAAAAAGAUCAAGUUUUGGGACACCCCUUAUUGGGAUUCUGUUCUCAGCUUCUGGGGUGAUCUUGCUUUCAUGGUUGAGCUUCCAAGAAAUUGUUGCUGUUGAGAACUUGUUGUACUGUUUUGGCAUGCUUAUGGAGCUUGUUGCAUUUGUGAUGUUGAGGAUGAAGUUUCCAACUCUCAAUAGGCCUUAUAAGGUGCCUGUUGGGAGUAAAGGAGCAAUUUUGAUGUGUUUGGUGCCAUCAUUGCUAAUAUUUGUGGUUUUGGCAUUUACAACAUUCAAGGUUUUUGUUAUCAGCAUUUCAGCUGUGAUGGUAGGGCUUGUGUUGAGGCCUUGUUUGAAAUAUGUGGAGCACAAAAGAUGGCUUGAAUUCUCUGUUAAUUCUGAUCUUCCAGAUAUUCAAACCACCUUAUACUAG